Onychostoma macrolepis is the source of this 677-nucleotide messenger RNA. RefSeq names its product diphthamide biosynthesis 3 (gene dph3). Gene Ontology annotation, biological process: protein histidyl modification to diphthamide. The record is from RefSeq and is a predicted model, not a curated record. Lineage: Eukaryota; Metazoa; Chordata; Actinopteri; Cypriniformes; Cyprinidae. Gene Ontology annotation, molecular function: metal ion binding. Bases 124 to 375 code for a protein of 83 amino acids. The transcript has 3 exons.
UUGUGAACAGCGUUUUGUUGUAAGUCGCUGUUUGACAACGUCAAAAUUGUGCGCCACUUAUGGCACAGCGGGCGCAUGUUGAAUCAGCACCGGCGAGGCCGUUUAACUAGUAACUGAUCUAAAAUGACGGUGUUUCACGACGAGGUUGAAAUAGAGGAUUUUGAGUAUGAUGAAGAAACAGAAACAUAUUAUUUUCCUUGUCCAUGUGGCGACAGAUUCGCGAUAACGAAGGAGGAUCUUGAGGAUGGUGAAGAAGUGGCCACCUGUCCGAGUUGCUCACUUAUAGUAAAAGUAAUCUAUGAUAAGUUCAUGUGUGGAGAAGUAAUUGAAGCACCAAAAACAUCAGAAAACAAACUGGAGCUGGCCCAGAGUUGAGAGAUAGACAUCAACAUGACUCUUGACCUGAUCCUUUGCGCUGAUAAUGGACUUAAUAUGCACAUCUGUCAUUUUACAGUUACUCACUACAUAUGGAGAUCUUUUGUGAGGAUACUGACCACAUGGACUUGAUACAUUUAGCACCAAUAUUUUGCACACAAGUUACUAUUCUGUUAAAGUUAUUAUUUAUUUUAAUUUUUUUUAACUUUAAAAAAUAUGCCCUGUUCUUGCUUGAAAAUACAUUUUCAGGAAUUGAGAACAUCUGGAGUUUGAUUACGUUGUAUAAAGACUUGUAUAUAAUA